Messenger RNA from Acanthopagrus latus (yellowfin seabream), 1313 nucleotides. Its product is annotated as receptor-interacting serine/threonine-protein kinase 3-like. The transcript has 10 exons. The record is from RefSeq and is a predicted model, not a curated record. Gene Ontology annotation, biological process: protein phosphorylation. The coding region runs from base 155 to 1090 and encodes 311 amino acids. NCBI's taxonomy places the organism in Eukaryota, Metazoa, Chordata, Actinopteri, Spariformes, Sparidae. Gene Ontology annotation, molecular function: JUN kinase kinase kinase activity; ATP binding.
AGCCGACGCCUUCACUCUCCAGACACACGUCCGUCUCUUUAGCUUCCCAGUUUAUAACAGAGAUGCGGCAGGAAACUGCAACUUUCACAGUCUUGUCACAGCUUCAGUAUCAACUAACUCCUGAACCUCUGUGCAAGGGAAAACGCAAGGAUAUAUGGAGAUGUCACUGCCGAGCCACAAGUCUAAGCCUGUUGUUGAUGAAAGCUUGGAAAACUGGAGGUCUGUUGGCUCUGGUGGAUUUGGUCGUGUCUACCAGGUCAGGCACAAAGGCUGGGGACAGGAUGUGGCCAUAAAGAUACCUCAGAAUGGUGUUUGCAUCAAAGAGGCCGUUCUCAUGGAAACGGUGUCCUUUGAGUUUGUGCUGAGGGUUUAUAGAAUUUAUCAGGGAUGUCCGCCAGGCAGCAGACCAGGUGAAAACCAAUGUGGAAUAGUGAUGGAGUACAUGAGAUGGGGGUCUGUUGAGUCCCUGCAGGAGGUCCUGUCGGGCCCUCCACCAUGGCCCCUGGCCUUCCGCCUGGCCCAUCAAGUGGCUCUAGGCAUGAACUUCCUCCAUGCAGAGAAGCUUGUGCACCAAGACCUGAAGCCAAGCAACGUACUGCUGAGUGAAUCUCUCGACGCCAGGCUAGCAGACUUUGGUCUGUGCAAGCCUUCCACCUGUGCUGGGACCAGCGGCAGUGAGACAGGAGAGGCCGGAGGCACAUACAAGUACAUGCCUCCUGAGGCUUUUGAUGCUUCAUAUCAACCUGUCUGUGCUUUUGACAUAUACAGCUACGGUAUCCUGCUCUGGUCUAUUGUAACUGGUAAAGAUCCCUAUCCAGGAGUGAAUGAUCCCAGUUUUGUGAAGAUGAUGGUCACCGUCAAAGGACAAAGACCUUCCUGUGAUGACCUUGAAAAGAUGGAGGUGGAGGGGUUGAAAGAGCUGGUUGACCUCAUGAAGAGAUGCUGGGAUGCGGAUCCUGACAAGAGGCCUCCAUUCAACAAGCUCUUUAAUGAAACUGAGGAAGUGUUCUCAAAGCACGAGAAGGACGUCACAGAUGCGGUCUUUAAAGUCUUGAAAAGACUGGAGUCAUCAACCGGUAAUCAACACUGAGAGACAAGCGUUUCAAAUCAUCGUCGUCCUCCUCAGUAACCAGGUGGCAAAUUCUAAAGCAACAGUUGCCUCCAUGGAUGUUAUCACACGACCUCCCCCUGCCACUCCUACUACACUUUUAUCUCAUCUGAAGAAAUGACUAUAUUUUAUUCAUUUGUAUACACAUUUAUCAAUUGGUGUUUCUAAUAUAUUUUUAAUGAACUUAUUUUUCUGCUGCCUCCUC